UGAGAGCGCAAAAGGAGCGGGUCAAUAAAUUAUGUUAAUCAGUCAGGACAGAUUGGAGGCGUGUUGUUGCCGUAAUGAGGGGGAGCAUGCCUGCACCGUGGAAAAGCUCCGAGUGGUAACGCUGCCUCCACUACAUGCGCUCCGUCUCCUAUUUCCCCAGUCUCUCUUUCUACUUUAUUGUGCAUAAUAGCAUUUUUUCUCUGCGCUACCAGACUACUGUGCAAGGCUCAGUGCAACAAGUUUGCAGGAGCCCCAACGCGCCGUCAGACAGGUUGACUUGCUUUGGCUGGAGCGGAGCGGGGCUCCACUCGUCUAUCUGUCGCUGUCACCACAAAGUCACUGUACGUGAACGCCGCGUCGUAGGCAGGCAGGCAGACACACACACACACACACACACACACACACACUGAUACAUAUACACACGCGCAGAAGAGUGUGCCAUAAAUUCGUGACUCCGCGCCAGAUGCAGUUUGCUCCCAACAGCGCGUGUAGUUGUAGUUAAAUGGAGAUCGCGGAGGCAAGAGGAGCAUCAAAGUGCGCGGAAAAAAUGGAGAAAGUGGCGCCUCAGAAGCGACAACAUUGUCGCACAACAGUGCUGAACAUAAUCUCGUCUUUAUGUUCAGUGGCGUCCAUCGCCUUUUGCAUUCUCCUGAGCAUUAACGCAGCUGAUAUCAAGAACCGGGUUGUGGAUUUGGAGAGUGGGAAUGGCGAGCGCACCUUUAUCCGUGCCCCGGGCUACUCCAUGGAUGAUUUUAAUUCAUUGAUUCAACAAAGAGUGGAUGAGCUGCUCUCUCAGCGAUCCUAUGAAAAUUUUGUCAAGAUUCGGACUGCCAGACAAGCGUCACCUGAAUGCAACUGCCCUCCAGGACCUCCGGGAAAGCGAGGAAGAAGAGGCCGCAAUGGAGAACCUGGACCUCCUGGCCCUCCAGGUCCAAAGGGUGAAAAGGGGGAUCAAGGCGACCAGGGACCACGGGGAUUGCCUGGUCUCCCUACGCUGGCUGCUUUGCACAGCAAUCAGAUCCUGACUGUCAAGAUGGUCUUCCCUAAGAUCAAUCAUGGCUUUCUUUCCGCUGACCAGCAGCUCAUAAAGCGGCGGCUCAUUAAGGGAGAUCAGGGGCAAGCAGGACCGCCUGGGCCUCCGGGGCCACCGGGCCCACCUGGGCCAAGAGGGCCUCCAGGGGACACAGGCAAAGAUGGGCCCAGAGGUGUACCCGGUCUACCAGGUGAUCCAGGGCAGCCUGGGGAAACAGGACCCAUGGGACCUGAGGGGCCACAAGGGCUGAAGGGUUCAAUCGGGCCUCCUGGCACUCCAGGUCUUGAUGGACUGAAGGGGGAUGUUGGCAUCCCAGGAGUGGACGGUAUCCCCGGAACCAAGGGUGAAAUGGGAGAGCGAGGUGAAAAGGGUGAUAUGGGCGAAGAAGGGCCGAAAGGUGAAAUUGGGGAGAAGGGCGAUGCAGGCUCCUCUGCAGCUGGCAUCAAGGGUGAACCUGGAGAGCCUGGACGAAGUGGACAAAAGGGAGAGCCAGGACUUCCAGGGCUGCCUGGACUCCCAGGGAUAAAGGGAGAGCCGGGAUUCCUUGGUCCCCAGGGAGAGCCAGGACUUCCCGGACUCCCAGGAACUAAGGGUGAGAGAGGCGACCACGGGCCACCAGGAAAGGGUGAACGAGGAGAAAUUGGACCUGUUGGACCAAAGGGUUCACAAGGAGAGGCUGGGACACCUGGUCCCAAAGGGUCAAAGGGAGAAACUGGAGAUAAAGGAGACACGGGAUUCGCUGGCCCAAGGGGCCCCCCAGGGCAGAAAGGAGAUCAAGGAGCCACUGAAAUCAUUGACUACAAUGGAAACAUUCAGGAGGCUUUACAGAAGAUUACCACUCUUACAGUAACGGGUCCUCCUGGGCCUCCUGGGCCAAUGGGACCACAGGGUAUAAAGGGGGAUCGUGGUAUGCCUGGUCUCCCUGGACUCGAUGGAGAAAGAGGCUACAAAGGUUCAAAAGGAGACAUGGGAAUGCCUGGAGCUUCAGGGGAGAAAGGAGCGACUGGAUUACCUGGCUUACCUGGUGUUAAUGGGGUCAAAGGGGAAAAGGGAGAUCUAGGUUUGCCUGGUCCUCAGGGUCCUUCAAUUAUUGGCCCUCCAGGACCACCAGGGCCCCAUGGACCACCAGGACCCAUGGGACCCCAUGGUUUCCCUGGACCAAAGGGUGAACCUGGAUUGCAUGGUCUGAAGGGUAUGCGAGGGGAACCAGGACACAAAGGGGACCGUGGACCUCUGGGUCUCCCCGGAGCCUCCGGCUUGGACGGCAAGCCCGGAAUUAGGGGCACGGAUGGGCCUCCAGGUCCAGCUGGUCCUGCUGGGCCAAAGGGUGACAUAGGUGAGAGAGGACCACCAGGCGAGCCAGGACCAAGGGGACCUUACGGACUCCCUGGAGCUGCUGGAACACCAGGCUUGGAUGGGUUGCCAGGCUUAAGGGGAGAAAAAGGCGACGUUGGGGAAAGAGGAGAAAAGGGGGAGAAGGGAAAGAAGGGCAAAAAAGGGCCUAAGGGCGAGAAAGGAGAACAGGGUGCCCCUGGAUUAGAUGCACCCUGCCCAUUGGGCCCAGAUGGAUUACCAAUGCCUGGAUGCUGGCAGAAGUGAUCACUCUAACCUGAAACGCAUGGAGUUUGUAAAUAAUGCUUCUUUUAUGGUAUUUAUAGUUUUUUUUUUUAAUGGAAAAAAAAUAGUCUAAAAGAAAAGAAGUCUAUGUGUACAAUGAUACAAAAAAAAAAGAAGAGAUAACCGUCCCAAGUUUCAAGCCCUAAGCUGCUUCUACUCACAUUGCUGUGUGGAAAAAAAACCAACAAACAAACAAAAAAAAAAAAUGUGUGUGGAGUUCAGAUCCUUGGCUGGCUGCAGAACUUGUCUCUUUAGUCUUUGCAUGGCUCAGACUGGAGCGUCGCAGGCCCCGGCCAGAUUCACAGGAGGUGAAAGGAGACGUGGGAGGAGGAGGAAGUGAAGGAAGGGGAUCUGGACUGGCUCUCUAACACCAAACGCUAGGUGUUUUGUGUUGUUUUCGUCUCAACAAGCUCACCACUCAUUCAUGCAGCACCAUUUUCUAGAAGACUAAAAAAAAAAAAAAAAAAAAAAAAAAAGACUGUGCCAAACAGAACAUUGCACCCCUGACCCCCUGCAAAAGCAUGAGUAGUGUACUGAAACUAUAUUUAUAUGUAUUGUACAUACAUGUCACUGUUUUGUGGUUGCGUCAUGGCUUCUGCAGAAAAGAAAAACAACACUAACAUAUAAAAAAAAAAACAAACCCAGAGCUCUGAAUUAGUAAUUCUUGCUUUCCUUUAAUCUUCUCAAGGGAGUCACGCCAUGGCUGGUAGCCUGAAAAUCCCCCAGAAAGUAAAGCUGUUGGUUGUUGUUGCUUUAUUGUGGUGAUGCCUGCAAAGAGGGUGUGAUAUCAGCAGGUUUUCACUGUUGCACUCGUGGCUCAGCAUCAUUAUUAUCAUCAUCAUCUUCAUGAGUGUGGUGUGCCCCACCCCACACACACACACAUGCAGCCACACACCUCUAGACAAAGAGGGGAGAACUUGGCGGGCUCACUGCUGCACCGACAAGAAAACAAAUCAGGCUCACGAGGAUUUGAGGUCGGACAGGGCCUGCUCGGGACCCCCCUCACCCCACCCCACCCCCUCUGAGUGCGGGAAUGGAUUCUGCCAGGGGAGUCGCUAUAGGGUCUCAUCGAUCUCCAUAGAGAUCAGCUGGAGCAUCUGCCUCUCCCAACAAGCAACGCUUCAGGGUCUACUGAGAGCGUCGACAGAAUGCAAUCAUAUUCUCUUUUCUUUAUUGUAUUUUUCUGUUUGCUCUCAUUCUUAAACAUUGUAUUUUGUGUAUAAUAGCCUUUGGUGCCUCAAGCUUUUAUUCAUUCCUUUAUCAGAAAUGUACAACUUUAUAUCAUAUUUUUAAUUAUUGGAAUGGUGUUUUUUUCUGAGGAGUAAGCUUUGUUUGGUUAAAAAAAAAAAGGUUGUGAGAGUAUUGAAAAGACACACAUUGCGCACUGUUUUUCAAUUGUUUUUACAGGAUUUUGAAAUAGCAUGAGGGUCACAGCUUCACCUGGACAUACAGUUAGAUUGUGUCCAUCUUGACUGUGGUUUGGAAGAAGCUCAUUGUUUUCAGCAUUGUAACAAAUAUGCUACUUGUUCAUUCUGGACAUGUUGUAUGGGAUGUUAUUUGUACGGUGUUGUCAGUUCACUGCAUGUACACAGUUUUUUACUUAUGGAUUUCUUAAAUAUUGAGAAUAAGCAUUGUUUAAGAGGAGCUUUAUUUCAUACAGGGUUGGGCUCCUUUCUGAACAAAGGAGAUUUAGCCGAACACACAGUCGCUGGUAUUUCAGAUGUGUCAGAUUAAGGCAGAUUAUGUUGAAUAGAACCAUCUCAGUUGCAUUACACCUCUCAUUUAUUGUCUUAAACAUAUAGAAAACAUUGUAAUACAGUGCCAGAGAAGCUAAAUUUAAUAGACACAGUUCAAUUUCCAUUAAUAAACCAGAAGCUAACUGGUGGCCAGUUAAGUCACAUUCCAUAUCAGAUGGAGCAAAACUAAAUGAAGCCGUAGCUCAGAACUAGGUUUAUUUUUCACCACUGUCCAUCCAUCUUCUCAUUUGCCUUCUGACAUAGUAGGUUCUAUGCAAGGUGAUAACUCACAGUACUUUCUUUUCUUCAACAUUAGACAUAUGCAUGACUGGUUUACUGUAAGGGCAGUGAAAAACCAACAUUGUGUUGUGACGUAGCAGCAACCACAGGUAGAUUUGAGGAGGUUUAUUCCCACAUGGUUUCAGUUUGAUUGUACAGUUCAUCUCAUCAUUAUAAAGAAUGGAUGCACAUCUGUAUAGAUUAUAAUGGUGCUAACUGAUAGUAGGUCAACAACAGCUCAGCUGAUGUACUCUACCAGUGGCAAGAACUACACAACAGGUUUCUUUAUUGUUGUUGGGGUUUUAUGUAUGUAACAAUUUUUUGUGCAUAUAUUUGUGUAUUUGUCUCAUUAUUUUAAGUGGUACAUUAUUUAUUUUUCUAUAAUUUCUUAAAAGAAGGCAUUUUGGUUUUAAACAGCAUUCCUUUCAGUUGUUUUUGGCUUCUGAUGUCAGUUUCCGCUGCGUCUCUGUUGAUAUGAAGAAUCUUGGAUCAUGCUUAGGCAAAAAGAAACAGUUACACAAAUGGUGCAGUGUGAAGGAAGUUGGUCAUUUACAAAUUACAGUGUGAAUUCACUUCAGAUUACAGGCCUUACCAUUUGAAUACAUCUGCUUUUAUUUCUUUAGCAUGUCAGAAAGCGAACUAUGACAACAAAGUACUGAUGGCCUGCAUGUUGACAGGCCCAGCCAAUGCAACCGUGUACCGCGUUAAAUAUCACAGCUUUUUCUCAUGCCUCUUAUUCUCUCUCUCUCUCUCUCUCUCUCUCUCUCUCUCUCUCUCUCUUCUCUUUGCAUUGAAUGUAGUUUGAUAUAUGUAUAGUGGAUUAUUAAUGUACUGUUAAAAUGUGUGCUCAUUUGACAAGAAGUGCAAUUUAUACUUAUUGGUUAAUGUGUGUAGCAUCAAAUGCAGCUGAACUAUCACAUAACUGUGAUUUCUAUAGCUCCAUUUGUUCAGUCAUGCUACCCUGUAUACCACUACCUGGAAAGAAAAUGUUUAUUUACCAGAAGACAAAGAAACAAAUAUGAACCUGGACCUUUCAUUAAAUCUCAAUUUAGAUUGGUUUAUUUUUGCUUCAAAACUGUCCCUUCACUCAUUUUUUUAAAGUGUUAUUUCCAUUACUUAAUAUUUACUAAGUUUUUCAAUGUGUUUUUUUUUUUUUAAUUUUGUGUUUUGACAUCCAGCCUUUGUUACAGUAUUUGUUCUCACAAGGUGCUGUAUCUUUAGCAUGUGCAGCUAAUUUUUUUAUUUGAUUUUUUUUUUUAUUUGAUUGAUUUGAUUGUUUGUUUGAUUGUUGUGUUUCCUUGUUAAAGUUACAGAUUUAGUUUAUUCUGCUUUUAGCAGAAGUGCCAAAACAUUUCAUUUAUUUCCAUAUCAGUAUUUAACAGAGUUGGUGAGGAGCUCCAAAAUGACUCACUGAUAUCACACAUUCGUUUUAUUUGUCGUUGUUACAGGAAUGCUCUGAGGCUAAAUUUCCUCAGCAGAAACAGUAGCACACACCCAGAAACCACACUUUACUCAUCAAAACUUUUCAGAAUAAAUGUGUUGGAUCAUGAUAACUCAUGAUAGCAUUGUGCUGACAGACAACACUGGUCUCAUAUGAGUACUGAAAUCUUACUCACUUCUAUACCCCCCCAAUGCACUGCAGCCUUACUGAAAUACUUAUAUUGCCACAUACUCUCCAAAAUAAAACACAGUGUUGGUACAGAAUUAUAAAUGUAAAGCAAAAUGCAGUUUGUGGCUUUUUUGAGUUACAACUGUAUUUUUAUUAUUAUUUUUUUUUUUGGUGGUGUAUGCAGUUUAUGUUCCGCAUUUGUGUUAAUCAUUUUUUACCCACUUGAUAUUUCUUUGGAGAGCCUUGUGUUCACACACUGCUAUAUUUCAUAUGACUGUAAUGUUGGAGCCAAAUAAACACAGUCUUUCAAAUACAUCAUACAA
Molecule: messenger RNA, 6597 nt
Organism: Lates calcarifer (barramundi perch)
Lineage: Eukaryota; Metazoa; Chordata; Actinopteri; Centropomidae
Product: collagen alpha-1(XXV) chain
Exons: 39
Coding region: 503-2632 (709 amino acids)
Source: RefSeq, a predicted model, not a curated record